Messenger RNA from Ctenopharyngodon idella (grass carp), 6614 nucleotides. RefSeq names its product 5-hydroxytryptamine receptor 3A-like. The record is from RefSeq and is a predicted model, not a curated record. Gene Ontology annotation, cellular component: neuron projection; synapse; membrane. The coding region runs from base 680 to 2017 and encodes 445 amino acids. The transcript has 10 exons. Gene Ontology annotation, molecular function: extracellular ligand-gated monoatomic ion channel activity; neurotransmitter receptor activity; transmembrane signaling receptor activity. Gene Ontology annotation, biological process: regulation of membrane potential; monoatomic ion transmembrane transport; signal transduction. Lineage: Eukaryota; Metazoa; Chordata; Actinopteri; Cypriniformes; Xenocyprididae.
UCAAGUCAAGUCACCUUUAUUUAUAUAGCGCUUUUUACAAUGUAGAUUGUGUCAAAGCAGCUUUACAUUGAUAACUGGUACAUUAUUUGGCUGCACAGCAGCUCUUAAAAGAAUAGUGUCAAUGCAGGCAGAUCAAAGCACUGUUGAAUAUCAAAUGUCAAGUGUCCCCAACUAAGCAAGCCAAAGGCGACAGCGGCAAGGAACCCAAACUCCAUCAGGUGACAUCAGGUGGCAGACAAGUGGCAAAUAGGUGUUUAAAUGGAGAAAAAAACCUUGGGAGAAACCAGGCUUAGAUAAGGAUUACAGACUCUUCUGCAUAUGCUGCAUGUGUUUUGCUUUAUGAAGCGGCUUAUAGAUUGAGGUUCUGUUUGGCUUUGAGGCAAAUGAAGGGCCUGGAGGUAGUUGACGCUGCACUGCAAACUGCUUUUGUACUCAUAGCCUUGAAGCCCAUUCAGAGGCUUAUCAGAAUCUCAAAAUCUAAAGUUUACACACAAUGUGCAUGGGAUGAAAUUUAAUAUGAGCUAGCUCAAUUUUAUUUGUUUUUCUGUACUUUGACGUAGUAUAUUCAAAGAGCUCCUAGCCUUUAAAAAGCCGACUGAUGCUUGUUCAUGUAGACUACAUAAGGUGACAGCUGAAGUUUUGGGAGAAUUCAUUCAAAUUAGCUUGCAAAGGGUCUGAAAUGGUUCUUCAACACAGGAUCUCAUUGUUGUUCCUCAUCUUUUCAUGUCCGAUUGUGUUGACAGAUUCAUGUAACAGUCGAUGUCUGGCAAAUAUACUAAUUGCUAAAAAAAUGAAGAGUGCACCACAGGCUAAUAACUGUACUGUCAAUGUAACCAUCACUUCGAUGCAAUAUGAGACACUGUCUUUUGAUACGAAAAACAUGCAAAUGAGCAGCCGUGUCAAGGUAAACAUGAUGUGGACUGAUCAAGAACUAGAGUGGAAUGACACAAUAUCUAAUGCUAAAGCCGUUAUGUUACCGGUUGACAAAAUCUGGACUCCUGAGUUAGUUUUGGACAAUGCGAUAGAUGUAACCGUGAAGCCGUACACUAAUGAUGUACAGGUGACGAGGAAUGGAACUGUGGACUAUGCUGUGAUCUUGUUCAUAGCAGUGAGCUGUAAUGAUAUCAACCUUUUCAGCUACCCCUUUGUGAAAGGAAAAUGUUCUGUGGCCAUCAAUGGAUGGAACCAAAGCUUUUGUGAGCUUAAUCUCACCCAACCUACUAACAUAUCUAAUGUUGGAGGCAUUCAAGGAGAGUGGGAGACUGUGAGCGUGACAGUAGAACAAGAUGAAACAUUUCAAAACCGCAGAUAUCUCUCGGUCUCUUUAUCCAUCAGUCCUUUCAGUGCUGUUGUGACCCUGAUCCUGCCCAGUAUUCUAAUAAUGCUGGCUGACCUGGUGACCUUUGCUCUGCCAGUUCAAGGAGGAGAACGCAACAACCUUAAGGUCACCUUGGUCCUGAGCUUCACCAUGUUCCUCCUCAUCCUCAAUGAUCACCUGUCCAGUGGUGGACGAUGUAGCCCUAUCCUGCAUUAUCACUUCUGCUUCUGUCUGGUCAAUCUGGUGCUGAGCAUGGUGAUGUCUAUUGUGUUGACACAUCUGACAUUAGAUGAAAGAUUCCUGCCUUGUAAAUGCUCAAAGAACCUCAAACCCCCCCCCAAAACCGCCAGUCUGGGUCAGGAUGAAGCAGAUGCUGGUGUGAUUGCAAUAACGAGGUCUAGUGAUCUGCCUUCAGAGGUGGCUUCCCUCCAAAAAAUAGUGAACUUUUUGGAAAACAUUGACCAAAAAGAGCAAGUGGCAAACAGCAACGUGGCCUUUGUAGAUCGCUUGGACAAAAUCUGUUUCUGUUUUUUUUUAUUCAUUGACAUCAUUUAUAUCAUCAUUGUUGUCGUUGUCACCAGAACAGAUUUGUGCAAAGAAAAAAAGAAGGUUUUCUGGGAUACGGAAGAUGAUAAUAAUUAUUAUUAUAUUGGUGGUGCUUUAUAUUUUUUCAAUGGCACAGAAUAUGAAAAUUAUUAAAUAAUUAUUAAAGAACAUAUUAUGAUUUGAUUUUUGCACAACUCUCAUAGGUGAUUUUGAUCUACAACAUUUCUGUGUGUAAUGUCAAUGAAACAGAAUUUGAUUUUAUAUUGUCUUUAAACCUUUGUGCAUUUUUUAGUUUUUUAAUAAUAUACUGUAUUGUACAUAUUCAUUUACACAUUUGAGGAAUUUCAUUAACCGUGUCAUUAAUAAAGGCUAUAACUAGGAGAUUUACUUUUAUUGUUUUUAUGUUGGACAUUAAAAAUCCAUAUGUCGUCAUAUGUUAAUAAGGGAUUUGGGGUAGAAGGCUCCUAGUAGUGUGUUGUUGCUGGAGCCUUUAUUAAUAUUAUUAUUAUUAUUAUUAUUAUUUAAGUGUUAAAUUAAAUUUUUGCAUGCAUUUCAAACCUUUCCAUUUUUCAUCAUCAUAACGUUUUAGGCCAGUUGAGUUGACUUUUAUUUAUUUAGCAUAUGGUGUAAAAUGAAAUGUAAAAGAAUUGUAUGAAACAUUAUGUGACCACAUAAAAUUCAACUAGGAAAUAGGUUGCUUGAAUCAGGAAGUCAAAAGCCUAAAGUAUACUGCUUUUUUUACAUGUACGCGAGGGUCAGCGUAAGUGCGUGUGUCGUGAAUUUCGUCAUCAGAAGAGUACGUGCACCGCCGGAUUUUUGUAACCGUGCGUAUUUGUAUGCACAGGUCGCACAUGCGGAUUUAAUUUUUAUGCAGUAAUUAGUUUAUCUACAAGGUGACAACCAUGCCCUGGGGGCAUCGAUUCACAAGGUAGUCUAAGAAAAACUGCAUCAACAGAACAGACCGGAACACAUGCAAGCUACAGCGACGAUGGAGGCCAACAUAGAUGAGAGAUUGUGCAAAGAGGUUAGAAAGUACCCUCAUUUGUACAACUCUAGCAUGAAAGAAUACAAAGAUGUUUAUAUGGGUUGUAACUCAUGGUGAGAGAUUGCUCAAAACUGCUAAUGCGUCGAAUGCCUGUGCGUGUUGUUGUACGAAUCAAAGUGUAAAAAAACGUAAUAAUGCUCUGUUGAUUGGUAAAUGCCCACUAGGGGGAGUUAUUGUAUUAUGUGGGGAAUAGGUAUGUAUGUAAGAGGAAGGGAAAACAGUGUUUUGGCAUGCAAUGCUUAAAUAAAGAGACAUGUGCGUUACCUGGAUGUGGUCUCUCUCGAUUUAUGUGACUACUACACAACAACAGUGAGUGUUGACUUACUGCAAUUGAUCCACUGCUAGCUGCAACGAGUUAUUAAGUCAGGUUUGCAUGGCAACUGUUAAACCGCACUGUAUUCAGUCACAAAGGGACAACCCAGUCCAGGUACAGAGCAAAACACAACUAUAAACAGGAAUUACGCAAGGAUUUCCCUCACCACUAGGUGCCUUUUAACCAUUUAGCAGCAUUAUUCAUGAACAUUUGACGAUUAAUACUACUGCCAAGCCAGCCACAUGACAAGAGUCUUUGACAUUGCUCUGCUACUGGUAUAAAAGAAUCAUUUGUGACACAUACACAUACACACAUACACACAUACACACACACACACACACACACACACACACACACACACACAUAUAUAUGUUGGUCCAUGAUAAGAUUACCUGUUUAGGUAUUUGUUUUUAUACUUUACUUAGACUUGAAUUUUACUCCUAUAUACACCAAAGAUUUUAUAUUAUAUAGCAAGACUUGCUCCGUUUGCCUUUUUGUUUUGUGAUCAAUUCAUCUAUUUUCCAAACCGCUUGUCCUAUGUAUGAUGUUUUGUUAUAUUAUUUAAAAUGAUUUAUUCUGGCAAUGGCUUUUAAAAGAAGCCAGUAUGAAUACAGUCUGUUACAAUACUCACACCUUGGAAUAUAAUAAACAUAUUUAAAUGUAUCCAAAUGUUUGUUUCUGUGUGGGUUAAUAGCAAAAUGUACCGUGUGCUAUUUACUCUAAGCUAUUCCAAGAGUAAACACAACUAAAGCCAAGCAUACUUAGAAUAUUUAAUUAUACACUGCAUUUUUUUUUUAAUUACAAGUAUAUUCCAAAGAGACUUUUUAAGUAUACAUAUGCAUCAUUUUGUUAGUAUAUGCGUACCAUAAAAAGUAGACUGAAAGUAUAUGCUCUCAUUUUUGUUUAAAGAGUUAUUCUAAAAGCACACUUAAAUGAACUUCUUUUUUGGGAAGACAUGACAAAAAGUACUGAAAAUGUCCACAAUCAUUAAAAAGCUCCUAACAAACUCCUAUUUUUUUUUUUUUUUUUUUUUAAGUUUCUCUUUCUCUUCGUUUCUGCAUUUUCACCUCUGCUCUACUCAUCUAAUGUCCCUCAUCUGUAAGCUGCUUUGGAUAAAAGAGUCUGCUAAAUGAAUACAGUCAUGUGAAAAAGAAAGUACACCCUUUUGAUUUCUAUGGUUUUAUGUAUCUGUCAGUGUUCUGCCCUGGCGGCCUUGUCUGUGUUGUCUUUGUUCCAUGUCUCUACGUUUGUGUUGUGUGUCUGCACAUGGCUUUGUCUUUGUGUUUACCAUGUGCUCCUCUUGUCCUGCCUCCUUGUUUGCUGUCACCACACCCCCUUGUUUAAUCCUGUCUAGUCCUCGUUUCACUAAUUGUGCUCACCUGAACCUUGUGUGCUCUGGUCCCUUUAUAUUGUGCUUCCUUCCCUCAUGUCUUUGCUGGUUUGUUGCGUUCAUUGCGUGUGUGCGUGCGUGCGUGCGUGCGUGCGUGCGUGCGUGCGUACGUGCCUCUUAGAUCUUGUCAGUCAGUGAUAUUUAGCUUUCCUUGUCUGAUUAUUUUCCUUCUCAAUAAAUUCUAGUUUUAGUUCUAAUUUCUAUUUUGUUCUAGUUCUCCAAAGCUUCAUUUUUUGGUUUAUCUUUUGUUUUUGAUUUGGUCAACUAAUACUUUGUUUAUUUUAGUUUCCUGCAAGGGUGUUCUCUUGCUUUAUUUUGUGUUUGCUAGUUUCAGUCAUUUACUUUUAUAAUUUUUAUUUUAUUUCUUUUGUUUCUCUAGUCUUAGUUCUCUGCUUCAGAAUUUGUUGCCUCUUGUUUUAUUUUAUUAACUCUCUCUUGUGCCUUGCCUGUUUGUCUUGUGUCUUGUCUAUUGAGUCUUGUGUCUGUUCCUGCCCUCCUCUGCCCUGUGUUCUGAGUUUGCCUGGCCACUGUUUUUGACUGCCUGGCAGCCAAGACUGGAACUACUUGAGAGAUCAGUAUCAAGUCUCGAGUUCUUCGUAUUCCUGACUGGUUCUUCCCACCUUCAUCCCACCUGGUGCUGCUUCCCAAGCUGUCCUCAAGUCUGUUGUCACCUUAGACUGAUUCUCAGUGGUCAUCCUCCCUGCCUGUCAUCGUGUUGCCUGCCCUGCCCUGCUGUUUGACUGUUUCACACCCUAAUCUCCCUGUUGUGCCCUGUCUUUAGUAUUGGUAAUAAAAUCCCUUUACUGCUCACUCUGCACCUGGGUCCUCACUCCUGCAAAAACCUGACAGUAUCAGGACAUAAUAAAAAAUAAUCUGGCAGGUCUUAAAAUUAGGUAAAUACAACCUCAGAUGAACAACAUGACAUAUCACACCGUGCCAUGGUUUAUUUAACAAAAACUAGGCCAAAACGGAGGAGCUAUGUGUGAAAAAUUAAGUACACCCUUACUGCUUCAAUAGGAAUUAAGAGGGUAAGUAGCAGUCAUCAGCAAGUUUUGGCAGUUUGAGCAUCUGGAGACUUCAGAUGUGUGUUAACACAAUACCAAGGAGGAAAGACAUCAGCAAUAAUCUUAGACAAGCAAUUGUUGCUGCCAUCUAUCUGGGAAGGGUAUUAUUCUACAGUAAGGAAGAUUAUUCAUAAGUGGAAAACAUUCAAGACAGUUGCCAAUCUUCCCAUGUGUGGACAUCCCAGCAAAUUCACCCAAGAUCAGACCAUAUAAUGCUUAGAGAAAUUGCAAAACACCCAAGAACUACACCUCAGACCCUACAGGCCUCUGUUAACAUGUCAAAUGUUAAAGUUCAAGACAGUACAAUUAGAAAAAGACAGGUCAAGUAUGGCAUGUUUGGAAGGGUUGCCAGGAGGAAGCUUCUUCCCUCUAAAAAGAACAUUGUCGCAAGGCUUACUUUGAGAAGUUGCAUCUGAACAAACCACAAGACUUCUGUAACAAAGUCCUUUGGACAGAUAAGACCAAAGUGGAGAUGUUUGGCCAUAGAACACCAAACAUAUCAGCACAAACACCUCAUACCAACUGUCCAUCAUGCUGGUGGGGGUGGGAUGAUUUGGGCUUGUUUUGUAGCCACAUGACCUGGGCAUCUCACAGUCAUUGAGUUGACCAUGAACUCCGCUGUAUACCAAAGUAUUAUAGAGUCAAAUGUGAGGCGAUCUGUUCAACAGCUCAAGCUUGGCCGAUAUUAGGCCAUGCAACAGGACGAUCCUAAGAACACCAGCAAAUCUACAACAGAAUGGCUGGAAAAGAAAAUAAUCAAGUUGUUUCAAUGGUCCACUCAAAGUCCAGACCUCGACCAGGCUGAAAUUCUGUGGCAGGACCUUCAGAGACUGUGCAUAAACAAAUGCCCACAAACCUCAAAGAAAUAAAACAACGUUGUAAAGAAGAAUGGGCCAAAAUUCCUCAACAAUGAAGUGAAAGACUGAUACUGUCAUACA